GAUUCUAUACCAUAUCCCUUCUUCCCCCCAUCCCAUCCAAGUUUUUAUCUUUCCAUCACAUAACAAAAACUUAGGAAAAAUAAUUAUUUUAUGCUAAUCUUAGUUUUUAUUGAAUUCUCCACCCUCCAAUGCCAGGAACCAUCAUGGUCUCAGUGCUGGAAUUGAUGGAUCUUCCAUUAUCUUCAUCAACAUCUAUAAGGGCUUCUAUGGGGAAAAUUGAGUACCAAAUCAGUGACAAAGGAAACUUUUCCUUCCCCUUAACUAGCCUCCGUGAUGAUUUGAUUUUUAAAAUUCAUGAUUCUCAAGAGAAUGAAAUAUCAAGUGCAGGAAUACAUAUCAGGUUGAUAUUAGAGAAAGGUGUUUGGGAAGACAUGUUUCCAAUUGGGGGAGGAAAAUUGCAUUUGAAAUUACAAGUCAUACUCAGUGAUGAAGAACGUGAAAGAAUUCGUAUGAUGAGACAAUCUGCAUUAAAGAAAAAACAUGAUGAGCUUCAUAGUAGCAAUCAAAGAGGUGUAGAAGGUGACAGUGGCAUGAUUAUUGGCAAUGCAAAAUUACCCUUCAGCACUAGUGAUGAGGUCUCAGAAUCACCAAAGCAACACCUUCAACAUGAAGAAGCUAAACUCAGAAAUGUUGCAUUAGAAAGUCUUGCUGAUGACAAAGAAAGUGGCACUAGAAAUGUUGUUGGGAGUCAGCUUGAACAGAAACUGCUAAACUCAAACAUUGCAGACCAAAUUAAGAAGACCUCAUCAACAAAACCCAUGUCACAACCACUUAAUCUCAUUCAAUUACAGCACAGAGAGGAUGAUGGUCUUCAAUACUCUGAGAAAAAGGCUCCACCAAAGAGAACCCCUAGCAAUGUGAAGAAAAUGAUAACUGCUUUUGAAAGUGGUCUCCCUAAGGAUAUGAGAUCUCAUAUCAAACCCCCUCCAACAAAAUAUCAAGUGAGUCCAAUUGAAAAGGAAGAUUCUUCUGAGGCUCAGCACUUGGAGCAAGAUAAGUCAUUAAACAAAGAGCCAAGUGGCUUCUUACAAGAAAGGGUGAAAAGUGCUUCUCUGGUAACAAAGGAAGAAAGUAUUGGGCAAAUUAAGCUGCUUAAUUAUGCACAACCUAAGAACACCAUGCAGUUAGAAUUGAGCACCACAAAUACACUGAACAAACAAACAGAUUCAAAUGCUAGAAAUAAAGAUCAAGUGGAAGAGACAAAUAAUAAUGAAGCAUAUAGUAAACAUCAUAUGAUGACAACAUCUAUAUUUGAAACAGUUACAGUUUCAGGAAAAAUGCCUUUGAAAGAAGAGAAAAGAAGGGGCAAAGCCCCUGAAGUUUCAUAUGAAACAUGUACUGAGAGGGACUUAGAUAACAAGUAUUACUCUUUUGAGAGUUCUGAGGCUUGGAUAUUCCCACAUGAAUCCAGAAGGAUAUGUGUAACAACUAGUGGUAAGAGUGUAAUGGAUAUAUUGGAAAAUGAGGAUACAAAGCACUUAAGCCAACAAAGAAGUUUUGAUUUCCCAAAAGUAGAAAAUAAGGAAAAGAAUGCAACAUAUAUUGGAACUGGAACUGAGGGGAGCAAGUAUGAAAAAGUACAAGACAUUUUAGAAUCAAAAACCACUACUGCUUCUAAUAAUAAUGGAGAUGAAAAUUCUGGAGGACCAUUUGAUCAGGUUAUAAAAGCUGCAAUCAUUAUAGGGUUUGGAUUACUUGUUCUCCUUACCAGACAAAGAAAAAAGAGAAGGAAGGAGAAGAAUGCCUGAGAAUCAGUUCAACAAACCUCAACUCAUCAUCUUUAGAAGCACAAACAUCUGAAGGCUGCUGUUAACAACUUUCAAGUUUCAGAUGCUGAGCCAAAUUUUAGUGAACUCUUAACCUGCUUUUUGAACAUCUUGCAAGAGUUGAAACCAUGACAUUGCUGAGAUAAUUUCAUCCUUAGAAGCUAAAUGUGUUAAAAAAGAAGAAACACAAACAUCAAUAUUCAGCUAUGUUAAAGGGACUCUGGAGGCUUGAGAACAGUUAGUUGAUGUUCAAAACGGAGUUGAACUUUGUAACAUUGUUCUUCAUUUAGUUUUUUGAGUUUAUUAAAAUAAUAUCAUUUUGUUGUUGUUUUGUUACUUUGCUGUGAAAACAAAGAAAUAUUUUUGUAAGUCAAUUCUUUUAAUCAAGGUUAUUGAAACAAGAUUCGAAUUUUGAA
This is a messenger RNA of Cicer arietinum (chickpea), 2182 nucleotides long. RefSeq lists its product as uncharacterized. The record is from RefSeq and is a predicted model, not a curated record. NCBI's taxonomy places the organism in Eukaryota, Viridiplantae, Streptophyta, Magnoliopsida, Fabales, Fabaceae.